Messenger RNA from Amoebophrya sp. A25, 906 nucleotides. The record is from the annotation of a GenBank genome assembly. NCBI's taxonomy places the organism in Eukaryota, Dinophyceae, Syndiniales, Amoebophryaceae.
GCCAAAGUCAACAAAGAAACUGGACUGCGGCGGGGGAGAUUGGGGCUGGUCAAAAAACAAAACUUACAUCCUCCAAUAGCGACCCGAAUGUUGCGAGCACGGCCCUUCUUGCAAGCGACGGAGCGACUGCGUCAUCGCCUUCUGCUGAAGAAGGCGGAGAUCCAUCUGCGACGCACUUGACAGGUCUACCAAGCGCAGCUUCGACUAGCGUGACACAGAGUGGGGCGGAUACGAGACUGAAGCAAGAAGUUGUAGCUUCCACGAGACGAGGGGCGUCUGCGAGUGCUCAGGGUUCCUCCGUAUCGAGUGGCACAACGCACAAGAAAUCUAUAUUGCAGAAGCCGUACUACAGUGUUUGCCUCAUACAAGGCAGUGCCGGGGUGCUUCACACGGGGACGGAGACGACGCAGCAUGGAGGUCACUCUCCCCACCACACGCGCAACAACAUGCAGCAUCACAAAAAAUCCCACCAGCAAAUACACGGUGGCGGCCAAAAAAGCCUUCCCACACGAGAUGGAAGUGGGACGAACGCAGGCACAGCAAUAAAAAGUGCCAGACCACAAAGCUCUAAAGCGCGAAAGCACAAGCGCGUUUUACUGCACCCAGAAGAGGACCAGUUCGUUUUCUACGAUGACCAACCGAGUUUGCUGAGCGACAGCGACGACGAAGACAACAUUCGCAGGUUCAUUGGGCGCAAUCUCAUGCCGCUUCAGAAUUUGGAUCAGGUCGAAGCGCAGUCCUCGAGGUGCAACUCCACUGGAGGGAACAAUGCACCUACAAAUGCAGAUGAAUUGAAAGCCGUUGACGUCACAUCCACGCGCCUCCAAGGAGGAGCGUCGUCAUCCUCUGCUCCUCGUCCGACCCAGACAGGCCAACGUCGUGAGGCAGAACAGGGCUGGCGCGUAG